AAUCAAUUUCUAUUUCUUAACCGUCAGUCGCAGUUCGUUGCUUUGCUAGCUGACGGAGCUGCUCACCGGCCUAGGGUUUAACUCCUCCUCCUCCUCCUCCUCCGGCAAAACCCAAAUGUUUGUAUAAUAAGUAAAUUUUAUCUUUCAAUUACGUGAAUCAACAGUUAAGUAUGUCUCGAAACGACAGCGUUCGCUUCACUUCGUCUUCCUUGAAAAUUCCAGCUCUUCCUCCACUUCACGACCAGCAACAACAGCAACCGCCACAUCGAUUUCUUCCUCCUUUACUCUCACAAACCCUAGCUUCUCAAUUGAAUACAACUAAACUCUCAUUCACUAACUUCAUCGACUCACUCAUAACUCGCUCUAAACUAAAACGGAGCUCACCUCAUCGGAAACUCACCUUACCGCUUCUUUGUUCAGCUUCGCUAUCACUUCCUCGGUCCAGAGACUCAUUUACCUCCGAGUCACGUACAAAUUCGCCAAUCCUCUGCGCUGCGUCACUGUCUUUGUCUCAACCUACCGAGUCAGAAACGGCAGUGACUCAAUCGAAAGGCGUCAGCGGUCUGUCCGCAAGUAGAAAUGAUGAGGAGCGUGUUUUGAUAAGUGAAGUACUGGUGCGGAACAAAGACGGAGAGGAGCUGGAGAGGAAGGACUUGGAAGUAGAGGCAGUAGCUGCAUUGAAAGCCUGCCGUGCCAACUCAGCCCUAACUGUUCGAGAAGUACAAGAGGAUGUGCACAGGAUUAUUGAUAGUGGAUAUUUUUGCUCUUGUAUGCCUGUUGCUGUCGACACUCGCGACGGUAUACGCCUGGUGUUUCAGGUAGAACCAAAUCAAGAGUUUCAUGGACUUGUAUGUGAAGGAGCUAGUGUCCUUCCGACGAAGUUUCUAAAGGAUGCUUUUCGCGAUGGAUAUGGAAAAGUGGUUAAUCUUAGGCAUUUGGAUGAUGUCAUAGGUUCUAUUAAUGGCUGGUACAUGGAGCGUGGUCUUUUUGGCUUGGUUUCAGGAGUUGAGAUUCUUUCUGGGGGUAUUUUAAGGUUACAAGUUGCAGAAGCUGAGGUGAAUAACAUUUCCAUACGUUUCCUCGACCGGAAAACUGGUGAACCAACUAAAGGGAAGACAAAACCUGAAACCAUACUUAGACAACUUACAACUAAGAAGGGACAGGUAUACAGCAUGCUCCAAGGGAAAAGAGACGUAGAUACAGUGUUAACCAUGGGAAUCAUGGAAGAUGUUAGCAUCAUUCCACAACCUGCUGGGGAUACUGCUAAAGUUGAUUUGGUAAUGAAUGUUGUUGAACGCCAAAGUGGAGGUUUCUCCGCUGGUGGUGGAAUAUCUAGUGGGAUUACAAGUGGCCCCCUAUCAGGACUUAUUGGAAGCUUCACAUAUUCUCAUAGGAAUGUGUUUGGAAGAAAUCAGAAACUUAAUAUUUCCUUGGAAAGAGGUCAAAUUGACUCUAUUUUUCGCAUUAACUAUACAGACCCGUGGAUUCAAGGCGAUGACAAGAGGACGUCUAGAACUAUUUUGGUUCAGAAUUCGAGAACCCCUGGAAAUCUUGUGCAUGGUAAUCAACCCGGCAAUAGCAGUCUUACCAUUGGCCGUGUAGCAGCUGGUAUUGAAUUCAGUAGGCCACUUAGGCCAAAGUGGAGUGGAACAGCUGGCCUUAUUUUUCAGCAUGCUGGUGCUCAUGAUGAAAAAGGAAGUCCGAUCAUUAAGGAUCACUAUAGCAGUCCUCUUACAGCAAGUGGCAAGACUCAUGAUUAUAUGUUUCUUGCUAAAUGUGAAAGCGUAUAUACAGGUUCUGGUGAUCAUGGUUCUUCAAUGCAGUUUGUAUUAAAUGUGGAACAAGGGCUUCCCCUUUUGCCUGAGUGGCUUUUUUUCAACAGAGUAAAUGCCCGUGCUAGAAAGGGCGUCGAAAUUGGUCCUGCUCUCGUUCUUGUAAGUUUGUCCGGUGGCCAUGUGGUGGGUAAUUUCUCUCCUCAUGAAGCAUUCACUAUUGGAGGAACAAACAGUGUGAGGGGAUAUGAAGAAGGGGCUGUCGGCUCUGGUCGAUCUUAUGCUGUCGGCUCUGGUGAAAUUUCAUUCCCUGUGAUGGGGCCAGUGGAAGGAGUCGUCUUUGCUGACUAUGGAACGGACCUGGGAUCUGGCCCUACUGUGCCUGGUGAUCCUGCCGGGGCAAGACUGAAGCCUGGAAGUGGAUAUGGUUACGGAUUUGGAAUCCGCGUGGACUCCCCUUUAGGCCCUCUGCGUCUUGAAUACGCAUUUAAUGAUAGGCAUGCGAAGAGGUUUCACUUUGGAGUUGGUCACCGAAGUUGAGGCUGUGGAGUGUUAUUUUUUGUCUCUUAGUCCAGUUAAAUUCAUAAGUUUCUUGUAGAGCAGUAAAUUAUUUUCGGUUUAUACUAGUAAUUGUAGUAUCCGCUGAAUUCACCAUCUCAGCAUCAGAAAUUAGCUGAUGUAUCAUCUGGAUUUUGGUCAUAUUAGCUAGGUAUUUGUUCACUUCUA
Molecule: messenger RNA, 2498 nt
Organism: Mercurialis annua (annual mercury)
Lineage: Eukaryota; Viridiplantae; Streptophyta; Magnoliopsida; Malpighiales; Euphorbiaceae
Product: outer envelope protein 80, chloroplastic
Exons: 16
Coding region: 171-2312 (713 amino acids)
Biological process (GO): chloroplast organization; embryo development ending in seed dormancy
Cellular component (GO): outer membrane
Source: RefSeq, a predicted model, not a curated record